AUGGCCGAAAAGGUUGACUCCGUCAACAUCUCACCCCACCAUGUCGACCAUGACUCCGACAAGGCAAGCCAAGCCUCCAUUGCUGCCGCGGAAACAUGGACGUCUGCUAACAAGGAAGUCGAGACCAAGGUGGUCACCGGCUCCGAGGCCUUCAACGAGGCCAUGAUCAAGGAGCCGCCCAGUGCCUGGACCAAGGCUCAGAUCCUGAUCUACGCCUUCUCUCUCGUUGGUUUCUUCUGUUCCACCAUGAACGGAUACGACGGUUCCCUCAUCAACAACUUGCUGCAAAACCCCUCUUUCAAGGCGCGCUACGGAGCCGAGAACGACGGUAUCUGGGCCGGUAUCAUCUCUUCCAUCUACCAGAUCGGUGGUGUCGUCGCUCUUCCCUUCGUCGGUCCGGCUCUUGACACCUGGGGUCGCCGCAUCGGUAUGCUCAUCGGAGCCAGCAUCAUCAUCAUCGGAACGGUUAUCCAGGCCACCGCUAACGGCACCGGCCAGUUCAUGGGCGGCCGUUUCCUCCUCGGUUUCGGUGUCUCCAUUGCAGCUUCUGCCGGUCCCAUGUACGUCGUCGAAAUCAACCACCCCGCUUACCGCGGUGUCGUCGGUGCCAUGUACAACACCCUCUGGUUCUCUGGUGCGAUUGUUGCUUCCGGCACUGCACGAGGUGCCCUGGAAAUCCAUGGUGGUAAGUACCGAUAUCUUUCCGAUCCUUCUUUCAUUCAUUCCUUUCUUGUCGUUGUCUUCCCUGUUUGUAUGGCUACGGGGUGGGGCCGUGAGCGGUGGGGCCGGCGAAUUGAAGCCUGCUUGUUCUCUGGUUUAAUCGUUCUUUUCUGCAUGUGGCUGCCCGAGUCCCCUCGGUGGUUGUUCGUCAACAACAAAAAGGACCAAGCCACUGCAGUGCUCACUAAGUACCACGGCAACGGCAACCCCGACUCCCCCUGGGUAAAGCUGCAACUGCACGAGUAUGAAGAGCUUCUUGACAUGGACGGUGCUGACAAGCGCUGGUGGGAUUACCGCGCUCUCUUCCGCAACCGCGCCUCUGUCUACCGUCUUUGCUGCAACAUGUGCGUGUCCAUCUUUGGUCAAUGGGCUGGAAACGCUGUUCUGUCUUACUUCCUCGGUUCCGUCCUCGACACCGCCGGCUACACGCACCCCAUCCAGCAGGCCAACAUCACCCUUAUCAACUCAUGCCAACAAUUUGCCUGCGCCAUCUUCGGUGCCCUGUUUGUCGACAAGGUCGGACGUCGCCCGCUCCUUCUCUUCUCCUUCUCCGCCUGCACUGUCGUUUGGCUCGGCAUGACCAUUGCCUCCGGCAUUCUUCACCAGUCCGAGACCAUCAACGCUGAUGGCGACUCCGAGUUCCACAACGCGGCCGCAUCGCAAGCCUGCUUGGCCAUGAUCUUCCUCUUCGGUUCCGUGUACUCCGUCGGUAUCACUCCCCUCCAGGCUCUUUACCCCGUUGAGGUUCUUUCCUUCGAGAUGCGUGCCAAGGGUAUGGCCUUCUCCAACUUGGCUGUCAACGCCGCCGGUCUCCUCAACCAGUUUGCCUGGCCCGUCUCCAUGCAGAAAAUCGCCUGGAAGACCUACAUUAUCUUCACCGUUUGGGAUUUUGUUCAAACGGCCAUCAUUUACUUGUACAUUCCCGAGACCAAGGGCCGUACCCUCGAGGAACUCGACCACAUCUUCGCCGCCAAGAACCCCGUCAAGGAGUCCACCCAGAAGAAGGAGGUUGCCGUCGACCGCUACGGCGACGUCGUCAACGUCCAGAACGUCUAA
Molecule: messenger RNA, 1776 nt
Organism: Colletotrichum gloeosporioides
Lineage: Eukaryota; Fungi; Ascomycota; Sordariomycetes; Glomerellales; Glomerellaceae
Product: Quinate permease
Exons: 5
Coding region: 1-1776 (591 amino acids)
Biological process (GO): carbohydrate transport; transmembrane transport
Cellular component (GO): membrane
Molecular function (GO): carbohydrate:proton symporter activity
Source: RefSeq, a predicted model, not a curated record